Messenger RNA from Mangifera indica (mango), 976 nucleotides. RefSeq names its product protein disulfide-isomerase SCO2. Bases 181 to 753 code for a protein of 190 amino acids. The record is from RefSeq and is a predicted model, not a curated record. The transcript is spliced from 3 exons. NCBI's taxonomy places the organism in Eukaryota, Viridiplantae, Streptophyta, Magnoliopsida, Sapindales, Anacardiaceae.
CCACCCCCCACCAAAGUCGAGGCCCGGGAUAUUUCUACAUGUGAUUUGGGACUAAAACGAAAUGGGAUGGUGGGUCCCUUCCAAAUCUAGAUAGUAAAAACGGACAUCCAUGCUUCACACUCCAAAGCCUUGGACAGCCAUCACAAAGACUGUUCUGAUUCUAACAAGUGUUUCAAUUCAAUGUUCCCAAUUACCCCCACUUCCUCUCUCUCUCUCUCUUUCUCUUCAACUCCCACUUCUUUUCGUUGUUUCGCCGCCUCCGAUCUUCCCUCCGGUCACGGCCCUACUUUCCUCAGGUGGCCCCACUUCCCCUUGGCUGCUGAUAUCAGCAUCCGAAUCGGUCAGGAGUCGUCCGAUGGACCCGUUAAUGGUGCUGGCAUUGGAAACGGCGGCGUUAAAGUGAAUGCCAAGGAGAAGAAAUGGUCGAGAAAUGGAGAGAGUUACUUGACUGAUGACAGUGAUCCCCUUCCUCUUCCCAUGACUUAUCCAGAUUCUUCUCCUGUUUCUCCUCAGGAGAUUGAGCAGCGCUUGCACUGUGACCCAGAAGUUCAGGAUUGUAAGGAAGUCGUCUAUGAAUGGACUGGAAAGUGUCGAAGUUGUCAAGGGUCAGGAUAUGUCAGCUACUAUAAUAAAAGAGGGAAAGAGACUGUCUGCAAAUGUGUACCUUGCCUUGGAAUUGGAUACGUGCAGAAGAUAACAGCACGCAAGAACAUUGAAGUAAUGGAGGAUCUAGAUAAUGGAAAACCGCCUUGACCUAAACUUCACUCUCAACUUUAACUCGGGAAUAUGAUUCAUUAGAACAGAGGAGUUGUAAUUUUUCCACCACCUCUCUCUCAAUAUUAUUGUUUUACAACUUAGUUCUACAUUUAUAGGCUUGAAAAUUAGGCUCCUAAACUGGAGAAUAAGAAAACACAGGCAAGUAACAUCUUGUAACCUCACCAAAGAGUGUAUUCUUUGCUUAAAAUUCUUUUCUGCA